AAGAUGCAGAUAGUCUACUGGCGGACUUCAGAGAAUUGCUUGACUACCGGUCUCAUAAAUGCUCAGAGCCAAAUGAUGUACCAAGGACUGCUACUAAUGAAAAAGCAGAGACAAGAAACAAGGCAUGGGAAGAUGAGGUGAGAAGGCUGAGAACUGAAAAUGAGAGGCUCACUUCAGAGAAAAAUUCUGAGAUUUCUGCUCUCUUGGCAGAGAAGAAUUUCAUUUGGAACCAAUAUAACAAACUGGAGCAUGACAUGAAUGAGCAAUUGAGGAGCAAACGUACUGAAAUUGAGCUUGGAAAUGAGAAAAUACGUGCUUUUAUGAGUAACAUUGAGGAACUACAAUCAUCCAACACUGAUAAGGAUAAAACAAUUGCUACGUUAAAAACUGAAAUUGCCAAACUGGAAUCUGGCCUCGUCAAAAAGAGUGAAGAGCUAUUCAAACUUUCCAGAGAACUAGAGUUGCUAAAGAAGUCCGGAAGUGCCUCCGUCACUCCUUUGUUGCGUCAAUUCACAUCCGCAUCAGAACCUCCGAAGCACAGAACGGAUCGGAAGACUGUAACUUUCAAGGAAGAACCACAAUCUUCACAAGCUCUUGAAAAGAGAAGUUCAAAACGAAAAGCUGGUGAUAGUAUCUCAGGUGCUCCAAAACUAUUCACAUCCUCAUUUAAGGUACCUAAAUUAAAAACUUCAUCUCCUCUUGUGAUAUGACCUCGUCAACCGAACUUCAAGCUGUAACUAUAUUAGAUGAGUAGAUUCUUGGUGUAUAUGUUUGUUUGGGAUCUUGGUCAUUUGUAUUUUGACCCUUGUAUUAUCAUUCCCUUUUUUCUUCUUUCAAAGCUAUGUAAUAGUAAAUUUAGACUACAUUACUUGUUGAUGUAACCAAUUAAUUCAGAGGCACGUUAAUUUCAGUUGCAAGAUUUUUGUUGAAAUUGACGACUUUACUGAUCAGUGAAUGAUGAUGAGUUAUUAGAUU
Molecule: messenger RNA, 975 nt
Organism: Nicotiana tabacum (common tobacco)
Lineage: Eukaryota; Viridiplantae; Streptophyta; Magnoliopsida; Solanales; Solanaceae
Source: RefSeq, a predicted model, not a curated record